AUGAUUCCACAUUUCACUGAUGCAAUCAUCCAGUGGGUUGAAAGAGUUGCUAGAAUACCAGUGGAUGGCACGAAAGAGCGACCUGAUGUCUGUAUAAUAGAGCUCGGUGGGACCAUUGGUGACAUUGAAGGCAUGUCCUAUCUUGCCGCUUUCGAGCGUUUCCAGCGGCCGGCGUUGAGAGAUCAUCUCAUGAAUGUUCACGUAUCUCUUGUAAUGCACCCUAAUGCAACAGGUGAACCGAAAACCAAACCCAUGCAGAAUUCGGUACGACAUUUGCGUGCAGCUGGACUUGUUCCCGAUCUUCUCAUCUGUCGCUCUUCUGAGCCCCUACAAGAACAUUUGCGAGAGAAGAUAGCAGCUUUUGGUCUUGUGGAUCUGGAACAGGUCAUUGGUGUACACGACAUGUCUAAUAUAUAUAAAGUGCCAUUGCUGCUUGAAGAACAACAUGUUUUGGAGGCGAUUAUUCAUCGCUUACACUUGAAACCAAUUAGCGAAGAUGUAAGGCGAAGCCUGAAGUUCAACAUGUGUCACUGGACUCAUCUUAGUGAAUUGUUAGUCAGCUGUUCACUUUGUUUACUUCUUUGGUGCUCAUUGAAGCUUUUCGUGGAUUCUGAACUUCUGGAGGACGGAAAACCAGCUGAGUUGAAAGCAAAGUGUGAAGCAGCAUGGAAAGAUGUUAGGAGUGCUCACGGUAUUAUUGUUCCUGGAGGUUUUGAUACACGUGGUGUCGAAGGAAUGAUAAAAGCAUGUCAAUAUGCCAGAGAAAAUAAUGUACCGUUCUUGGGAGUAUGCCUGGGUAUGCAGUGUGCGGCAAUUGAAGUGGCUCGGAACCUUCUGGGUAUCAAAAAUGCCAAUUCAACGGAAUUCAACAAAAACUUGAACGAGGAUGAACAGAUUAUAAUCGAUAUGCCGGAGCACAAUGUGGAACAUAAAGGUCUCGGAGGAACCAUGCGUCUGGGACGGCGUACAAGUGUCUUCCUAACGGAGAAUUGUACAUUACGAAGAUUGUACGGCCGUAAUGAAAUCGAAGAGCGCCACCGUCAUCGUUAUGAAGUUAAUCCACGAUUUGUGCACAGAUUAAGCGAAAAAGGACUUCUGUUUGUCGGUAUGGGAGUCGAUGAGACACCAUGUACAUCUCUCACAGAACACAGUCGUACACAGUCUAGUGCUGCGCUGAUGAGAAUGGCUGUGGAGCACGAAGAAGAGGUUGUCUAUUCUCUCUUUCUGCG
Messenger RNA from Cooperia oncophora, 1229 nucleotides. The record is from the annotation of a GenBank genome assembly. NCBI's taxonomy places the organism in Eukaryota, Metazoa, Nematoda, Chromadorea, Rhabditida, Trichostrongylidae.